This is a messenger RNA of Dovyalis caffra, 171 nucleotides long. The record is from the annotation of a GenBank genome assembly. NCBI's taxonomy places the organism in Eukaryota, Viridiplantae, Streptophyta, Magnoliopsida, Malpighiales, Salicaceae.
AUGAUAGAACGGGAGACAUAUGGGGCAAUCAUUUCGUCACAAUUAUUGCUGGAGUACACAUGCAGUUUAUUUCCUCCACAGCUCACAGCCUGUUCAAUGUGUCCAAAUCUUGAGGAAGAUUCAGGAUUUGGCCCCCAAUAUGGGGUACGGGAUGGACCAUCAUUCUUUUGA